GUUCCACUUUGGGUUGUUGUUUUGUAGGGCAAUGGCGAAACCUAAUUUCCAUCACCCGUUCAUCCGGGAUCUGAGGAGGGGACCCACCGCAGAGCGCUUCAAGGAGGUCGUGGAAACCCCGUUUGGGUCACACCAUUGCUGGUCCAAACGGGAGUUUCGGCGAUUGCACUGCUACGAGCAGCUCUCCGCCGCGGUCGCCAACACCGCCUGGCGCCGUCUGCUCCAGCUCUGCGAGAAGGUCUACUACGAGCCGGUGUGGGAGUUCUACACGACCUUCAAGCACAAUACCACGAACAACUGGCAGGACGGUACGGCCGUCCAAUUCAGGCUGGGCGGGGUCCCCCGGUCCUUGAGCUACCACGAGCUGGCCGAGGCUCUCGACCUCGACGACCGUGAGGACUACGUCACCGAGGUGAAUGAGCCACCGGAGGUGGACUUCGGGAGGCUGUACACCAGCCUGGCUCGGCCAGGCCAGACGCGUCCCUUCCGGUCCGGGAGGACGAAGGCCUCUACCCUGCAGAUCGACAACCGACUUCUCCACCACCUGCUGGCGAAGUCUUACACUCCUGCAGCUGACAGCGCCGGCGCCAUCACGAAGAGGCCCCUGUACUUCCUCCAUUCGAUCCGCCAGCGCCGCCAUCCUCUCCACCUGGGUUCAGUGGUGGCCAAGACCUUCGAGAAGACGGCCACAGAGCUGAAGAGCCUCCACUGCGCCCCCCUCAUCACCCGCCUGGCCACCUUCUUUGGCCUUUCACUGCAGGGGUGCACCGAGGAGGGGGACACCCUCAUCUUUGGCAGCACGACGAUCAGGAAGAUGCUGCUGUUGCGGGAGAGGAACGGUGUUCAAUGGGUCGAUGGGUUUCCGGAGCCUCCGAUCCCCGCGGAGCCCGUACCAGAGGAGGAGGAGGCUGCCGAUGAGGUGGAUCCCGAGGAGGUGGAUGCUGCUGCUGAUGCUGCUGAUAAUCCCCCACAGACUGACUUCCAUUUCGGGGGUAGCAGCUCCGCUUUCCAGGGCCAGGAUUACUUCGCCCAGCAGUUCGAGCAGCUGAGGAUCCAGAACCAGCUGCUCCUCGAUCAGCAGAUGCAGUUCCAUCAGCAGUAUGCGGCCGACCAGGCCGAGUACCGGACCAGGAUGGAUGCUUAUGACGAGCGGCUGAACACGAUCUCGACUCAGCAGGGCGUGACUCUUGCCCACAUCGAGCGGGAGAAGCGCCGUUCCCGGCGCAUGCAGGAGGUUCAGCAGCACCUGCUCCAGCUGCUCCCGGGCAAGCCACCUGUCUGGAGGACUCCCUGGGAUGACUCCCCUCCACAUGACGGUGCUACUGGCGCUGCGGAUGAUGACGCGUUCAUGAACGACAUCGACCUCGACGAUCUUGGCGACGAGUAGGCUGUACUCAUUGCCCGUCUCAGUGUGUUUUCUUUUUCAUUUUAGACUUUUGUGUGUUUGCUCCAUGUGUGCGGAGCUUGAACUUAGUGUCGUUUGUUUUUGUUUUUGGUUUUUCCUUUGUGGUUUGAUGUAGCCGUCUGGGCUAACACUUAUCCCUAACGCACAGUGUGCUAGUGUGUUUCUGAUGUUCGAUUUGUGCAGCAUUGUCCACUCUCUCGUUCGUUUCUCGCUGACUGGUCCACUUCCAGUCCCCCAGCAGUGUUCCUACCCGGUAACAUCGUUCCCCUUAUCUUUCCCUCUGCUCCAUUGAGGGCAAUGUCGUUCUUAAGUGUGGGGGGAUGCUUUGUAUCGGUUGGAAUAUUUAUGAUGGUGCUUGGAGCCUAGUCCGCUGUCCGAAUCUUACGAUUUGAGGGCUCCAAGUACUGCUGUUUGAUCAUAUUGGCACUGUGUUUUGAUGGAUGAAUUGAUUGGUUUUCGGAUUAAUGCAUGACAAUUUGUUUGCGACUAGGACAACCUAUGAUGAGGACUGAGAUGUGCAGUAGAACGAUGUAGGGGUUCAGUUUUUCAACUGUUUGCUUGACAACUGUGACUUGAUCUGACUUGCUCUGAUUACUUGUCCUUGACAGUCGUUUAUGCAUCUAGUUCAGGGUAUCAGAAUGUGAGAUAGAGCAUAUAGGUAGCCAUGUGAGAUUUGAGCCUGCUCGUUUCUUUCUUGUGCGAUAGAUCCCUCUUCCAUGAUGUGUAGCAUUCACGUUGUCACUAGCUAAGAUGAUGGGGGCAUAGGAUUAGCCCACGCCCAAAACUGACUGUCCUGAUGUGUCAUAUCCCCUAGUCAGCCCUUUUUGAGCCGUGUGUCAUCCUUUCUUUUGGUCUAUAAUGGAAAAAAAUCACCCUUGUUGCAUCUUUUAGAAGGUUCCACAGAGUGGUUUUUUAUAUAUUCUCUGCUGUUUCUGCUAAAGUCUAUGUGAGUGUUGGAGGUAGUGCUUAAAAGUUGAGCAGGUGUUUGAAGUUUAUGCAGAAGUGGUGGCUCUCUUAAGAAAUGAAAAGAAAAAUGAAAGUGAAACAAAGAAAAAAAAAUUGAAAGUAAAAGAGAGCCACUACCAAAAAUCUGAAUAAUGCCCCGUAAGUAGUGUUUCUUAGCAGUCUGGCUUGGAAAUGCUGAUGUUUAUGCCUCCUUCGCUCUUGUGUUCCUAAGAUAUUGAGUAAUGCAGAAUAGCAGAAAGAAAAUACCGGUUUGUUUGACUGUGAUUGUGUGUUUGGAAAAUGUGGAACCUUUUGCUAUGAAUACUUCCACCACCUAAAAGGCCUUUUCCCCAUGUCCAAGACCCUAGCCAGUCAUUUGAACCUGUGUCUAAGACCUCCUGAUUAGUUAGUGGUGACACCCCAUAUGUGAACUCUAGCAUUUAGAGGCUGCCAUCAUGGUGAAGAGAUGAUAGGGAUUGAGAGAAAUAGCAUGCGCAUCUUUCGCAUCAAAUUGUCCUGACCCCACUGGUCGAGAGUGAGUGAUUCAUUUUCAUUUUCUAUAGGCUCUUGUACCCCGGUGAGGACCUAGAUUGCUCGGUCUCUAUUCUGAUGUCUUGAGUUGGAUGCAUGAGUUGACUGUUUUGAGUAAGUGGUUGAAUCAAGUCUAGGUUGGCCAGUGAACAGAAGGGAGACUCUUCCUUUACUCGAUUUGCUGCACUCGAAUGUCCUUUGUGGUGGUUGUCCAGGUUGUUAUUGAGGUUGUGCAUGUAUUGAUGUUUGAAAACCAGUGCGAUUCACGUGUUCUGUGCCUUUAUGACUUGUCCCCAAUGUUGGUUGAUUGAAAUGUGUAAGCUUACCUAGUGUCUGACUUGGUUUGCUUGGGGACAAGCAAACGGUUAAGUGUGGGGGAGUUUGAUAGACCGUCAUUUACACAUGUUUUUACCCCCAUUCUUACACCGUUCGAGGUGUUGAUUCUCGUGUUUUAGGCCGAUUUCACGAUAGGUUGUGCUUGUUUGUGAUGUUUCAGGUCCUAGUACGUGAAUGAAGGCUUAGGAGCGAGUCUGGGGUCGAUUGGACGAAGAACGGACGAAUGGCGAGGUUUUUGGGGAGCUGCACGGGCAGACCAGGGAGGCUGCACGGCCGUGCACGUGAGCAAUAUGGCCGUGAGCCUUAUGCCGAGGACACGCACGGGCAACCCCUGAAGCUCGCACGGCCGUGCACCCUGGCCGUGCGAGAGGGCUGAAGUUCGACUAAAUGACACGCUGCGUUUUGAGUUGCACGGCCAGAAUGGUGAUAUGCACGGCCGUGCACCCUGGCCGUGCGAGUCGGGAAAUCUGGUUUUAUAGCCUAUUCCGAGCAAAAAGGAGGAGGAUCGAAUUUCUGGAGCAAAAACAGAGUUUUAGAGAGAGAAAGUGCGAAGAACUCACCCUAGAAGCCAUCUUGGAGCUGGGUUUCAUCAAAUCAAGCUUGGAGAUCGUCCUAGGAGUGGAAAUCAUCAUCCCGGAGCAGAUUAUCCUCAUCAUUAUGAGUAUGACUACUCCGAUUACUGUUUUCUUUUCUCUCUCUAUGGAGUAGAACCUCUCUCUCACUUGGGGAUGAAGAACCCUAGUUCUAUGUGUUAGGGGAUUGAUUGCAAUGACUUGGGAUGAUAUUACUGUUUGAUUAUAAUCGAAUGAUGCAUGUUUAUUGAGUCAAUUGAAGUCUGAUCAACUUUUCCUGAUUCCUGCUGCAAUCUGAGAUAGAUAGAAUCUAAUUAGGUUGCUAGAGUCUCAUCAUUCGAUAGUAGGAGACUGGUUAUACGAGAGUUAGCCAGUUUACUGCUCUGUACUGGAAUCUAAUUCCAGUAGUGAAUUUCUGUUCUCACUGCUUCAGCUUUCUAUCCCAGUGAAGACUAGUCGUCUGCCGGGUAGUUAGACUGAGAGGGCUUGGUCAGCUUAAGAGAUUCCAAGCUACUGCCGGAUCUUCCGCAGUCUAAUCAACAGUAAAUCAACCCAGGGUAAAUUGCAAUUGAAACCUAACUAAAGAGCUAGGGGGAUUCAUUCCCGAGUGACUCUUUCCUGCUUAAGAAAACCGAUUAAUUUCCUGCUUUAUUUCUGCUUUUAGUUUAAACAACAAUCACUUACUCUAGUUGGCUAGAUAACAGAGAAUCACUGAGUAAGUAGUAGAUCUAAAGUCCGGGUUGAUAAUAUAACUUGCCUGUAAGCAGUAGACCUGAAAUCCUGGCGGUGAUAGGAAAAAUUCCGUAUCUUUCAGAGCUUUUGAACUCUCUCUACGAGUGCCAAUACAAGUCGUUUUUCUCAGCAUUUGGUACUUUUUCAGAUUUUCCCUGUUCUUGUCAUGCUGUGUACUACCUGAGUUAAUUCAUUCAAUACAUGAAACAAGAAGCUUGGCUUCCUCUGCAUUCACUGAAACUUGUUCUCUUGUCUCAUGGGCCAUUAAUUGAUCACUUGCUGUGGAAUGAUACUUUACAGCUGGGCUGACUGAGCAUAUCAAAAUGGACCAAUAUCUGCAGCCACAUUUCCGGUACUACAUGAGGGAGGUCAGAACAGUGGUCUAUUCUCAGUUCCUGGAAUCCUACAAGAGUGUCACCAUUGAGGCCAUGGCAAAGGCUUUCGGUGUGACUGUGGAGUUCAUUGAUCUGAAAGCAACUUGAUUUACUUCCAGUUUUUAACUAUAUUGGUCUUCGCUGCUUGAAUGUAGAUAUUAUUCACUGCAUUUUGCGAGGAGGCUGUGUGUCUAUUGCAAGUCUGAACUUGUUUUGUGUUUUCUGUUCAGGGAACUGUCAUGCUUAAUUGCAUCAGGGAAGCUUCAUUGCAAGAUUGAUAAGGUAGCUGGCGUCCUUGAAACCAAUCGGCCCGAUGCAAAGAAUGCUCUGUACCAGGCAACUAUUAAACAAGGAGACUUCUUGCUGAACCGCAUCCAGAAUUUGUCACGUGCGAUUGAGGUGUGAAGUAGGUAGCUGUAUUUAGGUUGCAUGGUUCGUAGGGAAAACCAUGAGCGUGCUGACUUCAUCUCCAUUGUAGGGAAGACUGGUUUCGUUUAUGUUGAUUGUGUUCCAACUAUUGGGGGUGUAUUCAGCUAGUGGGCAGUUCCGGGUUUUUAUUUGAAUCGACCCAGUGAUGCCUAGUUAAUUAGAUUAUACCGCACUCUGCUUUUUCAAGAGGUUGGUACUUGGUAGUGCAAAGCUUUGUUAUCCCAUACUUGCAAUGCAAGCUUUGUUACAUGAACUAAAGCACGCAGCCACAGUGCAUCUCUUCUGAUACUUGCAAUUCGAGCUUUGUUACGUCAAAUAAAGCACGUUGUCACGUUGCCUCUCUUCUGAUUUGAUCUAAGGCCAUCCUUGGAUUGAUACUCUGCUGUUGGUAGGGAUGACAAUCAAACCCAUGUCCACGGGUAUUCGCCCGUCUCCCGACCCGGUCAACGCGUGGAAUCCCCGCUUUGACUGGGUAUGGGGCGGGUAUGGGUAAAACUCGCAAAAUGUUUGAUGGGUACGGGGCGGGUAUGGUUUUAGCCUCCCCGCCCCAUACCCAUACCCGCCCCACUAAGAAUAUUUGUUCACAUAUAAAAAAUACAUGGAUAAAAUAGUAAUCUAUCAAUGAUAGUGAGGGUAAAUAAAAAAAAUAAUUAGUAGAAAUGCAAUUGAAUGGUCACGCAAAUCAAAACCUAAUUCAUUUUCCUCAACUCUCUCUUCACUCUUUCACUUUUCCCUCCUGUUAGCAAGAUUAUAUUAGUUCAUUAUUGUUUAGUAUAUGUAUUAGAAUCAGAUAAAUAAUGAUUUGGAUUACAUUGUAGUACUCUAUUUUAUGGAUUAAGGGAAAUUUUAGGAUAAAAUAUUUUGAACCAUAUUAAGAUAGGUGGCAAUUGUAUUUGCCUCUAAAGAUUAUUUGAUUUGUCUCAAUAUGACAUGUUAUAAGUAACAUUUGUAUGUGUUUCUAAAAGUAAUUAGAUUUGUCCCUAUAUGUAUCAUUUAUAUAAUAUACAGGUGCAAAUAGAAUAAAUGUCUCUAAAGCUAUUAUCUUUAAUUUAUCUUAUGUCAAUUAUAAUCGAAUUUUGUCAAAUAGAGACAAAUAAUUUCACCUCCGAGACAAAUAAUAUUUUUGCUCCUUAAGCUUAGCUAUAGAAACUACAAUUUUGUCAAAUCAAAUAUUGGAUACUUUUUUGAAAAAUAUACAGUUCCACUUGUGUAUCAUCCUAAUAAAUAAUGCAAUUUGGA
Molecule: messenger RNA, 6563 nt
Organism: Linum trigynum
Lineage: Eukaryota; Viridiplantae; Streptophyta; Magnoliopsida; Malpighiales; Linaceae
Source: the annotation of a GenBank genome assembly